Messenger RNA from Penicillium riverlandense, 939 nucleotides. Its product is annotated as NmrA-like family protein. NCBI's taxonomy places the organism in Eukaryota, Fungi, Ascomycota, Eurotiomycetes, Eurotiales, Aspergillaceae. The transcript has 3 exons. Bases 1 to 939 code for a protein of 312 amino acids. The record is from RefSeq and is a predicted model, not a curated record.
AUGGCCAUCACCGUCGGUAUUGCGGGGAUCACGGGCAAGUUUGCCCGCCUGGUCGUGAAUAACCUGUGCAGGUCUCCUGAUGUCAACAUUCGGGGCUUGUGCCGGAACGCGUCCAAGCUUCCUGAGAACUUCCGCGAAUCACGGCGCGUGACCAUCAUUCAAGGCGAUUCCGGUGACCUGGAGACUCUGAGGGCUUUCGUCCGUGGGUGCGAUGUCGUGGUCUGCUGCUACCUCGGAGACAAUACGUUCAUGACCGACGGUCAGAAGUUGUUGGUAGAUGCGUGUGAACUGGAGAAUGUCAGCCGUUAUGUUGCCAGUGACUACUGCCUUGACUUCACAAAGCUGGAACUGGGACAGCACCCUGCCAAGGAUCCAAUGAAGCAUGUCAAGGCAUACUUGGACAGAAAGAAGAACGUUCAGGGCGUUCACGUACUGAUCGGGGUAUUUAUGGAGACAUUCUGGAGUGGAUAUUUCGGUAUCUGGGACCCUGAGGAGUUCAAGCUCUCCUUCUACGGAGAAGGAGAUGAGGUCUGGGAGUCCACCACCUAUGAGACUGCGGCUGAGUACGUUGCUGCCGUUGCAUUGGACCAGAAUGCCGUGGGCAUGCAGCAUUACCUUGGUGACCGGCGAACUAUUCGAGAAAUUGCGGACGAUUUUGCCGACGUAUAUGGCAAGAAGCCCAAACUGGAGCGCCUGGGAUCUAAGCAGGAUCUCUACGACACCAUGCAGACAGUUUUCAACAAAGAUCCCUCUAACAUAUUUGCGUAUCUCGCCAUGUUCUACCAAUACUACUGUAUCAACGGCCAAACCUACUUGAAGAAGGAUCUAGACAACUCGAAAUAUCGACACGUUACACCAGUCACUUUCAAGAAAUUCCUCCAGUGUCAUAGGAUGGAGGACUUGACCGACUCUUACCAGAAUGUCGGAUCUAACGUGUAA